AUGGCAUUCCUAAUUCCAGACAAAAUUCUGGACACCCUGAUUUGUGAUAUUUGCAGUAAAUACUUAUCAAUUCAGCCUGUGAAGGCCUACACGAAUCGACGUAUAAUAUGCGGUAGAUGUGUAAAAAACCAAAACCAGGCUGAUGGUGUUAUUUCCUUGUUUUGCCUCAUUGCUGAUGAAUGCCUUUUCAAGUGCAUCAACCGAUUUGAUGGUUGCAGAGAAGUCCUUCUUCAUUCACAAGUGAAGGAUCAUGAGAGGAAAUGUAUAAGUAAGUUAUACAAGUGCCCUAUUUGCCCAGAGCCAGAUGAAUUGCCUUCCUUGUUGUUAGAACAACAUUUUCGUAAGAAGCAUGAACAAUAUGUUUUGAAGUACCCAGUGUUUUUUCCCAACCUGAACGCUAUGUCAGAAUCAUCAGAGAUAUUCCUCUAUAGUCUAGAGGACUCUUUAUUUUUUGUCUCUGUCAUAUACAGCCAUUCAGAAAACAACAUCCGUUUCAAUGUUAGUAGUCUAGGAAAUUGUAAACAAGCUGGUAGUGUUAUUCAACAGUUCUGGAUAUCUGAUAAUGAGGCUGUUGAAAUUUCAACUGAAAAAAGACCUUGUACUUGCUUUGGAAUGGAAAAAGACUGGUUCUGUAUCGAAUUAUCAAGUAUGGGUAACAAUAAGUCAAUUGUAGUUAAAUUUGAUUUAAAGAUUACUGAUCCACAAUUUUUGAGAAUACCAUGUAGAGCUAUUCAAUCCAGUGAACACCCAAAGGAGCUAGCUACUCUUGUACCAAGUUUAGGUGUUCGCCGUCGUCUUUCAUUCAAACCCAUGGUGGCCCCAUUUAGACCCAGAAAAAUAUAUGUAUCUCCUGAACUGGGAAAAAGUUGUGAUAUUUCUCUAAAUCGUUCUGCUACUGCUAUUAUAUAUUCGGGUAGGUUGAUGUUUCUCCAAUGUAUGAACUGCCUUGAAAUUUGUUAUGUAAUUGAUAAUAAAUUUUAUAUCUGUGAUGGCAAUGAACAACAUUCCCUUUGUUACUUUUGCUUCCACUUUUUGAAACGUCAUAAAUACAUAAGAGAAGAGAACUAUCUUGAAAAAACUUUAACUCGUGUUAUAAUGUAUUAUCUUCAGUUUUCAUGUAAAUGGGCUUGUGGACAAAUGAUUUCUGUUCCGACCCGGUCUAUUGACCAUAUUAAUCAUGAAAAAAUUUGUAGAUUCCUGAAUUAUUAUUCUUGUCCUCUGCCAAAUUGUCAGUUCCGAGGGAAGACGUUGUCAGAGUUUGAAAACCAUUUCAUUUCUAAACACAAUGUGCCCUUCUUCCCUUCAGACUAUUACUAUGGCACUUUGAAAAUGGAUAUGAUACUUUUUGUAAAUAAUCAUUUUAUAUUGAUUGGUGUUGAGAGGUGUGCAAAUGUAAUGCAAAUUGUUAUCAACAAUAUAAACUCGGGUGAUGAUAAUAACAUCAAAAUUAUAGCUUUAAUAUUUGAUAAUGAAAAACAUUUUUUGAAAGAUUUUGUUAACAAAGUCAACUUUAGGCAUAGUAACAAUUCAUAUUAUUUGAAAAUUAUUGUCCUAGGUUAA
This is a messenger RNA of Phaedon cochleariae (mustard beetle), 1560 nucleotides long. The record is from the annotation of a GenBank genome assembly. Lineage: Eukaryota; Metazoa; Arthropoda; Insecta; Coleoptera; Chrysomelidae.